AUGGCCGCCGGCCGCCGCGCUCCCCCGGAGCCCGGCGGGGGCCCGGUGCUGCUUCAAGGCAUCUUCGGCGCCGGGCCGGCCCCCGGUGCCGCCGCCUGCUCGCUGUCCCUGACGGCCCGGGAGCUGCAGGUGCGGCGCGCCGGCGGCUGCCCGGGCGGCUCGGCCGGUCCCGACGCCGCGCUCCGCCUGGCCGACUGCGUGGGCUCGGCCGCCUUCCCCGCGGCCGCGGCCGCCGCCUGCUUCUCGCUGGUGUGUUACCCGCUGCGGGGGCCGCGCUGGGGGCCGCCGGCACGCCAGCGCCUGGAGCGGAUCUUCCGCGUCUCCCGGGGUCCCGACGCCGAGGGCAACCUGCGCAUCGCCCAGGCCUGGAGCCGCCGCAUCCGCGAGCUCGCCGUGCCCGCCGUGCCCGCGCAGGACGGUGACAGCUAUGGGGUGUUGCCCCGGCCCUGCCACGCGCUGGUGCUGCUGAACCCACAGAGCGGCUCCGGCCGUGCCCUCGAUGACUUCCAGGCAGUGGUGCAGCACAUGCUGGCCGAGGCAGACAUUACCACCACUGUCUUCAUCACUGAAAGACCCCACCAUGCUCAUGAGAAGGUGCGAGAUGAGGACCUGUCGCAGUGGGACACGUUGGUGGUCAUGUCCGGGGACGGGCUGCUGUUCGAGGUGGUGAACGGGCUGAUGGAGCGUCCAGACUGGAAGGAGGCCAUGAAGAAGCCACUGUGUAUCCUACCGGGGGGCUCUGGGAAUGCCCUGGCUGCCUCUAUCAACUACUAUGCAGGCUACGACCACGUCGCCAAGAAGAAGCUGCUGACGAACUGCACCUUCAUCCUCUGCAAGGGGCUGUACACGCAGAUGGACUUGGUGUCGCUGAGCACGGCCUCGGGCAAGCGCUUCUUCUCCUUCCUGGGCUUUGGCUGGGGCUUCAUCUCGGAUGUGGACAUCGACAGCGAGAAGUACCGCUGGCUGGGCAGCGCCCGCUUCACCCUGGGCACCCUGCAGUGCCUGGCCAAGCUCAGGGUGUACCAGGGCCGCCUGUCCUACCUGCCCGUCGCCACGGAGCAGGGCAGCGUCCCGGCACCCCGGGACCCCCACGCUCCCGUCACCAACGGCCACGUCCCGCAGCCGGCGGGGACGGACGCGCCCGGCUCUCUGCCCCCCGACUCGCUGCUGGCGCCGCUGGGCCAGCCCGUGCCGGCGCACUGGACCGUGGUCCCCGAGGAGGAGUUUGUCCUGGUCUAUGCCAUCUACCAGUCCCACCUGGGCACCAACCUGCUGAUGGCACCGGCGGCCCGGCUGCACGACGGCUGCAUCCACCUCUUCUACAUGAAGGCUGGCAUCAGCCGCGUGACGCUGCUGAAGCUCUUCCUGGCCAUGUCCAGGGGGACCCACCUGGACUUGAACUGUCCCCACCUGUGCUACGUCCCCGUGCGGGCAUUCCGCCUGGAGCCGCGGGUGGCCGCGGGCGUCAUGACGGUGGAUGGGGAGGCUCUGGCCUGCGAGCCCGUGCAGGGCCAGGUCCAUGCCCGCCUCUGCCGCGUCCUCAGCGGCUCCUGAGCCCCCCGUUCGCCCUCCCUGCGGCGCUGAGCUGCCGGCACGGCCCGGCGCGAGGGGGGCAGAGCCUUCCUCCCACUCAGGAACCCCUCCUUCCAUAGCAAUAGGUCUUGGGGGGGGCGCGGGGCUCAUCCCCUCGCUUGCCCCCACGCUUAGCUUUACCCCCUCGGGACAGCCACCGGUGCUGUUCCGAAAACGAGCCACAAGCCCCGUCAGGUACUCGGUGCCGGCGAGAUGCCAGCGUGUUUUAUCCCGGUACGAGGUCCCGGCCCCCAGGCGGCUGCGCCGGCACAGCCCCGUCCCCUCCCCGGCUCAGACGCACACGGUGGCAUUGCUGUGUCCCCACCGCGGAGCCAGUGCCACCCCCAGGAGGGUCAGGACCAAUAGAUCUGAUACAAUAAACUGACUUUUUAAAGAAUGUUUCUACCCAAA
Molecule: messenger RNA, 1983 nt
Organism: Hirundo rustica (Barn swallow)
Lineage: Eukaryota; Metazoa; Chordata; Aves; Passeriformes; Hirundinidae
Gene: SPHK1
Product: sphingosine kinase 1
Exons: 5
Coding region: 1-1554 (517 amino acids)
Biological process (GO): negative regulation of apoptotic process; sphingosine biosynthetic process; cellular response to growth factor stimulus
Cellular component (GO): membrane; intracellular membrane-bounded organelle; cytoplasm
Source: RefSeq, a predicted model, not a curated record